AAGUAAUUAAAAUUUUAAGAAAUAUUCAAAAAGAUCAAGCCUCUCAAAUUGAAGAAAUUAAAAAUAAAUUUCCUAUAAAUAGAAAAAAUCCUAACUAUGAAUAUGAAUGGUUAACAAAAACUCUUAAUGAAAUUAAUACUGGUAUUAAUAUGCAGUUAAAAAAUUUUAAUGAUUUAAAAACUAAAUUUAGAGAUAAAUGUGUUGAAGAGAUUGAAGAGAUUGAAGAUUUAAAAAAUAAUCUUUCAAUUCUUAAAAAAAAAGAUUUAAUUGAACCUUAUAAUUUUUAUACUGAAACUGAAGAUUUUGAUAAUGAUACUGAUAUCACAACUGAAUCAACUAUUUCUAAAAGAUUUUUAGAUUAUAAUACUGAUGAUGGCUUUGUUAUUCCUGAUAAUGAAAAAAAUUAUUUUUGUAUUGAACAUAAACAAUAUUAUUAUUCAGAAUUUCAUACAUAUAAUACAAAUAUAAUUGCUUGUAAUCCUGGUGAUUUUGAAAUAGAUAUAAUUGCUACUCUAAAUGAACAAAUAUUUUUAAUUCAAUAUAAAAAUAUUGUAAAAUUUCUUAGUCUUCAAGAUUUACAGAAAAUCGAAUCAGCUUUUAAAAGAUGCAGUAAAAAAAUAGAAAUUAUUAUUUAUAAUAGUGAAAAAUUACAAAAACUAUUAACUAAACAAGCUAAAAUUUGGUAG
Racocetra persica is the source of this 686-nucleotide messenger RNA. The record is from the annotation of a GenBank genome assembly. Lineage: Eukaryota; Fungi; Glomeromycota; Glomeromycetes; Diversisporales; Gigasporaceae.